AUGGCAGACAAAUCACCUAAAAGUGGUAUCAAAUAUUAUGCUCUUAUGUUUACAAUCUAUGCCACAUGCGUUCUCUUCGGACUGAUAGAGAAUGCGAAGAGUGUGGCUUUUCCCCUAAUUAAAGAUGCUUACAAGCUUUCUUAUGACUUUCAGGGCUAUCUAGUAUCUAUUUCGUGGUAUGGUUAUGUGAUUUUCUGUUUAGUCGCUGCUUUUGUUCUUGAUCGCUGGGGUUGUAAGGUGGGCAUAAUUUCUGGUUAUACUUUAACCCUUGUUGGAUGUUUGGUAACAGCUGUUGUUCCCUAUUUCCUAACAGUAGUUAUUGCCUUAAUGGUUGUUUGGAUGGGCUUUGGAUUCUUUGAGGUCGGAGUCAACGUGCUUGCAACACUUCUUUUUACCGAAAAUAGUGCUGUCUAUCUCAACUUGAUCCAUUUUUUCUAUGGUCUUGGAGCUAUUACUGGACCCCAAAUCGCGUCUGGCUUUGUGAACUGGCUUAAGAUGGGAUAUAAGGGAAUCUACUUAGCCGAGGGCAUUAUCACCUUUGUUGUCCUAGUAGUUGUGAUUCUCACUCCCUUUUCCAUUCUUAAGAAAGUGGACUCCCCACAAAAUCAGGAACCAUCCAGCUGUGGUAAUCUUUGCUCUCUCUUUAAAAGACCUUACAUUUGGCUCUGCUCUAUUACCCUUGGAUUCAUGGAAGUAAUCGAGUUCGGAGCCUCCAAUUGGGGCGCUCUUUAUUACCACGAUGUUUAUGGUCUGGACGUAACAAAAGAAGGUGCUUUGUUUGUGUCGAUGUUUUACAUUCUCUUUGCUGCUUCCCGACUUCUCAGUGGUUUUCUCAUUGAGAAGCUUGGCUACUAUGUAUCCCUCUUCUCCUCUCUCGUCAUAUCUAUCAUCAUCUACAUCGUUGGUUUCCUCUGCGGAGUAAACGGACGUUGGGUGAUUCCUUUCACUGGAUACUUUAUCGGUAUUUUGUUCCCCACGUACAUGUGCUUACUAAUGCAGAUUUUUGGGGAUGACUCUGCACGCGUUUCCUCCAUUAUCAUCUUCCUCUCCGGAGCCACAAACGGCCUCAUGCAGCUUGCUAUUGGAUACAUUAACGAAUUCAUUGGAAAUCAGUGGGGAUUCCGCUGCAAUAUCAUCUACACACUGAUCCCUAUCAUUCUCUUGUAUUUCGUGAGAAUGCAUGCUAAAAGGAUGCACAAAAAGGAGAAGGAGCAGAGCACGCAGUCAGCUUCGCAGGAACAAAACGUUCAGGAAUCAUCGAAGUCUGUGGAGGUGGAAAUGCAUCCAAUGGAAGAGAAGGAAGUGAAAGUGGAAACGGCACAAGACAAUACGUAUGUAAUCGUUGCUCAGGAGAAGAGCGACAUUUCUCCCGAAAUAGUCGCUGUCGAUCCGAAGAAAAAUCCUAACGGUUCAAUUCCAGAAGAGAAGGCCGUUUCGAAUACGGUGUAGAAAAGUAAAUGUUUUCGAAGA
Messenger RNA from Blastocystis hominis, 1470 nucleotides. RefSeq lists its product as hypothetical. Gene Ontology annotation, biological process: transmembrane transport. The record is from RefSeq and is a predicted model, not a curated record. The coding region runs from base 1 to 1449 and encodes 482 amino acids. The transcript has a single exon. NCBI's taxonomy places the organism in Eukaryota, Bigyra, Opalinata, Blastocystidae. Gene Ontology annotation, molecular function: transmembrane transporter activity. Gene Ontology annotation, cellular component: membrane.